Molecule: messenger RNA, 2899 nt
Organism: Bursaphelenchus okinawaensis
Lineage: Eukaryota; Metazoa; Nematoda; Chromadorea; Rhabditida; Aphelenchoididae
Source: the annotation of a GenBank genome assembly
AUGGACGACGAUUCGCUGGCUGACGAGAUGGAAGACGCGUUGAACUACCCGAGGAACUUUCGCAUUGCCAAUAUGCUACCUGAAUCUGCAUAUCCGCUGCAACGGAUGUCUUCCUACUCGGAUCACGAGUCGCCAAGCAUAAAUCAAUCGGAAUAUGCUGAAGACGAAAGCGUUGCGCUCCUUCGACUCCGCAAGCUGUAUCCAGCAGUCAACCCGGACGUGAGUCUCGAGACCUUUUUGUUUAUAUUGAUUUAGAUGUACCCGUUGCCGAGGUUCUGGAAUCCCACCGACAAGUACAAGUUGUUGUUAUUGUCUGGAGACUACUUGAAAGUAAAGUACGCAGGGAAAAACAGCACGUUGAAAGAUGCGGCUGCUGUCAGAGCGAAUGCACCUAUACCUAGAUUGUGCGGGAUAUUCUACUUUGAAAUACGUGUAACCAAUAUGUCAAACUCGGCGUAAGUAUUCUUUAUUAUCUUGUAUUUUGGUUUUAGAUGUUCUGCUUUUUAUAAUAAAGCUCUAAAAUUUGUAUUGCUAUUAUCUGAGGCUAUCAACUAUAAAGAUAAUUGCAAGAUUUAUGUUUAGAUGCUUCGGAAUCGGAAUUGGAGACCGUUCCACGAGUUUGAACAAGAUUCCGGGCUUUGAAUCAGGGUCUUAUGGGUAUCAUGCUGAUCGGGGUCGUCUAGUCAACGGACUCAACAAAAUCGACACGAGUGAACCUUACAAAGUCGACGACGUUGUAGGAUGUGGCAUUAACUUUAUAAACAGGACGAUAUUCUUCACGAGAAAUGGACAUAAACUGCCUGACGAGUUUUGUGAUGUCUGUACUACAAAGCCAUACUUUCCAAUUGUUGGUAUGCAAUGCCCUGGAGAGGUUGUGGACACCAACUUUGGCCAAAAACCUUUCUUGUUCAACAUUGAGAAUGAAGUUCAGGUAGGUUUGAUAGGGAAUAUUAGGGGUUUUUCUUACAAGCCUUUCUGUUUUUUGAUGAUCUAAUAGUUUAAUCUAAUUCAUUGGCUCACAUAUUUAAAGCUAUUUUCACAGAAAUGUAAAGAAGAAACCCUGUCAGUGAUUGAGAAUAUGCAUCUACCUCAUGAGAAAUCGCGUUGGACGUCCAGAGCCAUCUCGGACUGGCUGGCUAUUCGAGGUUUCACAACAACAUUGACUGCGUUUAACAAAGUGAACGGGUUACCUCAGCCAACAGACACCGCUUUCAUGAAGGAACGGAAAAGGAUAUUGGACUUGGUGAUGAAAGGAAGGGUAUCUGAAGCCAUAGUGUCGGCCGAACGGGUAGCGCCAAACAUAUUCGAGAACAACGUGGAAUUGGGGAUGCUGUUGAAGAUCCAGGAGGUUAUCGAGGCUUUGACGGCUAGAGUAAGUUUGGUCGAGAUCUUUCAUUUGUCAGUUGAUAAUAUAACUUGAGAGCAGGGACGUCGCUACGGUUUUUCUCUGGGGGGGGGGAGGUCGAAAAAAUUUUUUUUUGGUCCACAGGUGGACCGAUUUUUCAAAAAUUUUUUGCUACCUGUGGACCGAUUUUUCAAAAUUUUUUUUUUGUUUUUCCGCGUAGUACCUACCUGUGGAUUUUUUUUCGGAUCGGCUCUGGGGGGGAGUCACCCCGAAUUACCCCCCCCAAACGACGUCCCUGCUUGAGAGUUUAUGCUUUUGCACUAGUACAACAUAUAGAUUAAAGGCUGGAAAAUUAACCUAAUAUAACAUACUGGUAUAUAUACUUUUUAUUUAUUUUAGUUCAACGAUCGCAACGAGAUGACUAACAUGGCAGAAGACAAGCCAACUACCUCAAAUCACACUCCGAGAAACAAAAGAUCCGCCCCAGAUGGAGAAAGCAGUCAGACUCAACCUAAAAGAAGACUCAGCGCAGGUAACUCUUACCUUUACAUCUCUUUAUUAUCGAUUUAGCUCGAACAGAAAGGAUGGAACGAUACCACGAGAACAACAACGAUAACGAGGACGAGGAAAUGAGCGAUGGACAAAGUACUAACGGUCUCAGUAACUCGAAUGGUGCUUCUUUCAAUAGUACUAACGGGAAUGCGGCUAGUACGAAUAUAAUAGCUGAAAUGGACACUCAGUCUUCUUCAUCAUCUGAACUGAAUGUAGAUGAGAUGAGGGAUGAUACUGAGGAGGUGAAGAGAGACGUCAGCCAUAAUGGAGAGAUGAAUAACAUCCUUGAGUUGGGCCGAGAAGUUCAGAGAAAGGCACAGACACUAGAACUACCGAAAGGAUUGACUGAUUUUAUGAAUGUAGGUGCAACUUGUAUUGUUGUUGGGAGAUGAGCUAUUGAUUUAGUUGCUUAUGGAACUUUUGUAAAAGCUUUUGUACGUUCUCGGCAUAAUGAUAUCGAAAGUGAUAGUUAUUGAGAGUUUGAAGUAUUAUAAGUAUUACUAUUUCCAUUUUUGAACGUGUUGUAGUAAGGAUAGUUAAGAUUAUUGUUUCAGGAAGUAUUCGGCGUAGUCUGCUACGUAAAUGCACCCGUCUCACCAAGGGCAUAUCUAUUUAAUAAGAAGUACCGAUAUCAUUUGGCCAAAUACUUAAACAGGGCCAUGCUACGUGAGUUUUUAUAAUUUUUAUAGCAACUUUGUUACUCUUGCAAGAGACUAGAGCUCUUUUUUACCAAAUUUAUAACCGGCGCUUUGAAUUUUACAUUCUAAUAUAACAAUUAUCUUAUAUUGAAAAAUAUAUCUUAAUAUAACUGUUGCAGGUCACUACAAACAUCCAGUAGCCGAGCAAGCAGGUGAAGACUGUAUUUGCCCGAUUGAGAGACUUUUCAAAAGCUUCAGUUAUAUCCAUAACGUUGCAGUCAAAAAGUCUGUCGCUUCGACCAUCUUCAUCAAUGAAGCCGAGGAGAUUGACGGGAAGAGUUCAUGUCCAGUUUCGGAUCUAUAA